UUCUCCGAAAGCUUCGUCACGUAGACUCACACAGGAUGAAGUCUUUGUACUGAAGCUGUGGCACCAAGCAAACUCUGUCCUGACGUGUGACAGCCUCUGUGUCUGUCCACUUUACAAAGGGAAUAGAGAAGUCUGUGUCUUCACUGUCCUCUGUGUCCCUCUGUCCCUCUGUCCUCUGUGUGCAGGGUUAAGUGCAGCCAAGCUGUUGAAAUCUCAAGGACUGAACCCUGUGGUGCUGGAGGCCAGGAAUCGAGUCGGGGGUCGAACCUUCACUGUGCAGAAUAAGGAGACAAAGUGGGUGGAUCUGGGCGGGGCUUACAUUGGACCGACUCAGAACCGCAUCCUCCGAUUGGCCAGAGAAUACAACGUGAAGACCUACAAAGUCAACGAGCAGGAGAAGCUGGUGCAUUAUGUCAAAGGAAAGUCGUACCCGUUCAAAGGCUCCUUCCCCCCCAUGUGGAACCCCAUCGUCCUGCUGGACUUCAACAACCUGUUCAGGACGAUGGACGAGAUGGGCAAAGAGAUUCCCAGGGAGGCUCCGUGGAGAGCUCCUCACGCUGAGGAGUGGGACAAGAUGUCCAUGCAGCAGCUCUUUGAAAAAAUCUGCUGGACCAGCACUGUUCUCCGCUUCGCCACACUGUUCGUCAACGUGAACGUGACGUCUGAACCUCACGAGGUGUCGGCGCUGUGGUUCCUCUGGUACGUGAAACAGUGCGGAGGAACCAUGAGGAUCUUCUCCACCUCUAACGGAGGACAGGAGAGGAAGUUCGUGGGCGGCUCCAGUCAGAUCAGCGAGUUCAUGGCGAAGGAGCUGGGAGACCGCGUGAAGCUGCAGUCUCCGGUUUACAGGAUCGACCAGAGCGGAGACCUGGUGGUGGUGGAGACGCUGGACAAACAAACCUACACGGCCAAGUACGUGAUCGUGGCGACUCCUCCCGGCCUGAAUCUGAAGAUGCACUUUAACCCCGAGCUGCCGCCGCUCAGGAACCAGCUGAUCCACCGCGUCCCCAUGGGCUCCGUCAUCAAGUGCAUGGUUUACUACAAGGAGAACUUCUGGAGGAAGAAAGGUUACUGUGGCAGCAUGGUGAUCGAGGAGGAGGGCGCUCCUAUUGGCCUGACGCUGGACGACACAAAGCCUGAUGGGAGUGUACCUGCGAUCAUGGGAUUCAUCCUGGCCCGUAAGUGCAGGAAACUAUCAGGACUGACCAAAGAGGAGAGGCUGAAGAGGAUCUGUGAGAUCUACUCCAGGGUGCUGGGCUCAGAGGAGGCUCUGCAUCCGGUUCACUACGAGGAGAAGAACUGGUGUGAGGAGGAAUAUUCUGGAGGCUGCUACACGGCUUAUUUCCCCCCAGGAAUCCUCACCCAGUACGGCAAGGUGCUGAGGGAGCCGGUGGGCAGGUUGUACUUUGCUGGGACGGAGACGGCCACAGAGUGGAGCGGCUACAUGGAGGGGGCGGUGCAGGCCGGAGAGAGGGCGGCCAGAGAGGUCCUGUGUGUUAUGGGUAAAAUCCAGCAGAGUCAGAUCUGGCAGCCGGAGCCUCAGUGUGUGGAAGUUCCUGCUCUGCCCAUCGUCACCACCUUCUGGGAGAGGAAUCUGCCGUCGGUCGGCGGCCUCCUCAAGAUCACAGGAGUCUCCGCCUUCCUGACAGUUGCCACGGCAGCGGGCCUCGUGGCCUACAAGAAGGGCCUCCUCCCCCGGAGCUAAAGCGCUCACGCUCCUCUGCGUCUAUGUUCAGAGUGGAGACCUACGUAGGGUAGAGGAUGUUAUUUCAGAAACGCCCGGUCGGAAGAGAGACUGUUUGAGCUUGUGCACCGUCGAGCACAAACGAGAGAGAGAGAGAGAAACAGAUUAAAGAUUAAACGUAAAGAGAGAAGAAGAGAAGAUUGAAAUAAUGAAACUAAUGAAGAAAAAAGAUCUGAAUCAAAUGACAAAUAUAUAUAUGAUUAAUAUUCCACACAUUGCCAAUGAUAUUCCCAUGGAUCACAUCACGUGUGUGUGUGUGUGUGUGUGUGUGUGUGUGUGUGUGUGUGUGUGUGUGUGUGUGUGUGUGUGUGUGUGUGUGUGUGUGUGUGUGUGUGUGUGUGUUUACCUCUGAUGAUUUUCGGUGCUGAUUCUUCUGGACGAGCAGCUGAAGUUGUUUAAUUGGAUCCAGUCGCGUCACAUUUAAACAUUUGUUUCCCAAAAUUAAAAACCACAGAGGAGAUUAAAGAUGGUGACAUUUUUAUUAUUUGUGUUAUUUUAUUGUUUUUAUUGUCAACUCGUCCCAUGAACAGACAGAACCAGUGACUCCAUGUUUAACUCCAGUCUCGUCCUCUCUGCAGAGGUUCAGUGUUUUCAGACGACUGUUAAAACCGUUUUUCUGUGUUGAUGUUUAUUUGACAUCACGUCCUCCUCCUCGUCGUGCUGCUGUAAAACCUCCAUAACGUCCCCCGACUUCGUCCCCCGACUUCGUCCCCCGACUUCGUCCCCCGACUUUGUCCCCCGACUUCGUCCCCCGACUUCGUCCCCCGACUUCGUCCCCCGACUUCGUCCCCCGACUUUGUCCCCCGACUUCGUCCCCCGACUUCGUCCCCCUUCAAAGUGCGUCAGACUGAAGCCUUUGUGGAAUUUGUGCAGAUUUGUGACGUGUGAACCAAAGUGACCCGUGCAGUUGUUUUUAUUUUAAUGUUGGAGCUCCAUGAAAUCCACUUCCUGGUUUUCUUUAAAUCCUCAUUGGACGAAGCGGGGCCCCCCCAACACUUCUACUCAGCGUCGAGUCAGUUUUAUUUAUAAAACCAGGAAUCUGCCUCAGAGGCCUUCACAGUUUGGUUCAACCGUCGCUGUAGUUUGUUUUAAAUGAAUCCCAUGAAAUGGUUCCUGACGACGGCAGCAUCAAACAUCAGUUUCCAGCUGUUUAAAGAAAUAUUCUGACAUCGUAUUAGUUGCUGACGUGUUUCUAAAGAGACACUUGAGACAUUAUCAGUUUUUAUGGGAUUAGUUGACUUUCAACAUAUUUAAAAAAGUUUAAGAAUAUUUCCAACUUUAUUCUUCAGGUUAAAUCUGUAUUUAUCGCCGUGAGCUGCUGUUUGUGGUCGUCUGUGCUAAAUGUCGUGAAAAGUAAAAACAUUCGAAUGUAUUUCCUUCAAACGAGAAACACGAAUAUGAUCAUGUGACUGGAGAUGUUUUCUCUUCCACAAACUGAGUCCAACAACUAGACUUUGACAAAGUAAAAGAAAAAUCCACCCGUGAAUCCGUCAGGGUUGAAUUUUAAUUUUCAAUUUUAAACGAACUUCGGAGAAGAUGGACGAACAAACGUUGAAACUAUUACAACAUGAAAAACUGCAUUUUAUCCACAUUGUUAGAAAUUUCAACUGCGUCUCACGUUGACUCACAAUCAGCUGAUCUGAAACCAAGAAAGAUAAAAGAUAGAAUCACAAAGAAACGUCGUUUUAAAGGCGACUGUCGUUCUGUGUUCGAGAGAAUCCACUGCUCCAAAGAUGUGUGUGUGUGUGUGUGUGUGUGUGUAAUCUGUUGUGCCUUAAUAGAAGUCGUGGUGU
This is a messenger RNA of Paralichthys olivaceus (Japanese flounder), 3537 nucleotides long. Lineage: Eukaryota; Metazoa; Chordata; Actinopteri; Pleuronectiformes; Paralichthyidae. The record is from RefSeq and is a predicted model, not a curated record.